UAUACCCUGUAGAAGACCAGCAGCAAAGGCAGUACAAACCCUGCACUGCAUGCGUUAAUUGCCAUGAACUACUUUAAUCCUAAAUCCAUUUGAAUUAUUUGGCAUGCAGCAUAUAUGUCCAAGAAACGCCUGAAAAGUUCAGAAUUCAUUACCUACAUUACAUUACUAAAACAUGACUAGUUGACGGAGACUGGGGCUUAGGAAGCCAUUAGCAACAGCCUUAACUUUCAUCCUUUGUACAGUACAGGAUAUGAGGUCUUGCACCAACUGGGUGGAUUCAGCCAUAGAGUUGAUUUGGUGACACUUAAUCUGAAGUCCUGGUCAGAAGGUGCAUUCUUUAAAUCAUGAAGAUAAAAUACACAUUUAUCCGUUUCUUUCUCUUAAUAAGAUAACAUCGUCAUGUUCUUGCGAAGUCUGUUAGGAAACUAGUUUUUGAAUUGCAAAACGCAGACCAUUCAAAUAAUCGAUAUGCUCGCAAUGUCCGCUCCUGAGUGUCUGUUUGUAAGUAGUUAAUGAUUAGGAAGUAUUUUGGCUAAUAAACCUAAAAAUAAACAGGGUAAAGGUCGGUGUCUAUGCACAUUUAAUGAAGAAGAACAGUUGCACAUCUUCAACAGAGACUUUGCUUCUAAGAAGUGCCAUGGCGUGGAGUGUCCAGAGUUUGUGGUGUUGCCUUUUCACCAGCGGAAACUCCGAAAAUGAAAUACAAGCCCUGAGCAAGAUGAACUAUGAUUUUGCUUUCCGUCUGUAUAAAAGCAUUGGGUCUGGUGCUCAGUCCCAGAACGUGUUCUUUUUUCCAUUGAGUGUGUCAAGAACCCCAGGCCCAGAACUGCUAAGCAUUCUCAUAAUCAAUAUAUUUACUUUCAGGUCUGUUACAUGUCUGUUAAUGAUUAUACCCUUAAUAUAAACUAGGGCUAAGAAACAAAUAGGGUUGCAGUUAUACACGAUUAACGAAGCAGGACAAUAAAACAGUUUGGUGAAAAACUGCUAGAUUUGGCUGUUAUUUGGGUCCCUGCUAUAAAAAAAAUGUUUUGAAAGGAAGAAGCGUCAUGGCGCAAAGUGUCCUGUGUGUGUUGUGGUGUUGCUUUUCCUUUGUAUUGAUUUACACCAGCGUACACGGAGCUCCACGAAAACAUCCGUACUCUGAUUAUCUUGAAAACCGCAUGAAAGCACUGAGCGAGAUGAACAACGUUUUUGCUUUCCGUCUGUACAAACGCAUCGCGUCUGGUGCUCAGUCCCAGAACGUGUUCUUCUCUCCACUGAGCGUGUCCAUGACUCUGGCUGCCCUGUCUUUAGGAGCAGGUGGUGAGACUCAUCAACAGCUUCUCAGUGGCCUCGGAUUCAACAGUUCUCUCUUCACCACUGAAGAAAUGCACCAAGCCUUCCUCGAUCUCCUCCAAAACCUCAAUCAGAGGACAGAGUUAGAUCUGAACAUGGGCAGUGCCGUCUACGUUAACAACACAUUUAAUCCACGUCCGGAAUUUCUGGAGAAUCUUAACCGUUUCUAUCUUUCCGAAGGUUUCUCUGUCGAUUUUAAGAAUACUUCAGAGACCUCAGAUCAAAUCAACAACUAUGUGAGUGAAAAGACACAUGGCAAAAUCAAGAAGUUUAUUGAAAACUUGGAUACACGUACCAUCAUGUAUCUCCUCAGCUAUAUAUAUUUUAAAGGUAAAGGGACAUCAUUUUUCCCCGACACUCGAGUAGAUCAAUUCCAUGUGGAUGAAAAAACAACCGUUCCAGUUCAAAUGAUGUAUAUGAACGAUGGAUGCUUUUCCUAUGAUCAACAACUGUCUGUCAUACUCUUUCAUUUGAACUACUAUUAUUCCUUCUCCAUGAUACUGGCUCUGCCUUUCAAAAAUAUUACAAUUUUGGAAGAGGGUUUACGUCCACACCACAUAACCAGGUGUCAAGACCGGAUAUCAGAAGAUUAUAUUAACGUCUUCGUCCCUAAACUGUCCCUAAAAACCUCAUAUUCUCUGAAGAGCAUUCUGUCUGAAAUGGGAUUUAUGGAUAUGUUUACAGCUAAAGCUAACUUCUCUGGGAUUUCUGAUGAAAAUUUAUUAGUUUCUGAGGCUGUACAUAAAGCCGCACUAGAUAUAGAUGUGAAUGAAAUCAGAGCAAGAACAGCAGUGACUGGAAUGGGCUUCAGGCGCUAUCCUAGGCGCCAUUAUUCAGUGACUAAAUUUAAUCGGCCAUUUAUGAUCUUCAUAGUUGACAAAAAAACAAAUAACAUCUUCUUUAUGGGGAAAAUUGUAAAUCCUGCAAAUUCUGAUGUCCAUCAGUAAUAAACAAAAAGAUAAAUGUGUCUUGUCCUAUGUUGCAUACAGGACUGAAGUGAUAGAGGGUAGAUAUGUGAUGAGAUGGGCUGGAGUGUGUUGGGAUGGGAAUCUGACUGCAAAACAAAGGAAAUAAAGAAAUUUUUACUGUA
Tachysurus fulvidraco (yellow catfish) is the source of this 2425-nucleotide messenger RNA. Its product is annotated as serine protease inhibitor A3L-like. The transcript has 6 exons. Gene Ontology annotation, molecular function: serine-type endopeptidase inhibitor activity. Gene Ontology annotation, biological process: negative regulation of endopeptidase activity. The record is from RefSeq and is a predicted model, not a curated record. Bases 1047 to 2282 code for a protein of 411 amino acids. Lineage: Eukaryota; Metazoa; Chordata; Actinopteri; Siluriformes; Bagridae.